AGCUUCUUCAAUUAUAUGGUCGGAAUCAAAUAAGCGAGAAUUAGAAAAAAAAAUCGAGAAUUAGAUCUCCCGUAAAAAAACAUUCUAUCUUACUUCAUGUAUCUACUCUUAUACCCACUUUAUACCAACUAUAUUUGUAAAAUGCUUUUUUGUAUGUGCAACCGAUUCACAGACAAUAUUUUGUUUGUGCAAAAUAUUGUCUGUGAACCGGGGUUCACAGACAAGAAAAAAACCCCUUCACGGUAAAGGAGUUGAGAGCUAAACUCUCCUGGGAACGAUUUGCGACCCAGUUCUUCUUCCACGUUCAAGGCAUCUAUGGAUCUCCAUGGUCGAAAGAUGAUGUUUUUUUUACUGAUUUGAAGUAGUUUAACACUGAUUAACCUUAAAUCCGUCCUUGGAUUUUUGUUCGGAAUAGACAUUGCUGUUCGUGAUAACCUAAAUUGCGAAACUACUGUUCAUGGUCGCUGGGAAGAUUGAAAUCCAACGCUUUGGACUCAGACCUUCAAGUUUGGGUCGCCGGGAAGAUUAAUAACCUCAGAUUUCCUAUUUCCGCACACUGUUCACCACUCUUGGCUACACGCGUCUUGUUCGAUGCUCUGAUUCAGAGCUUCCAGUUGUGGUCGCCGGGAAGCACCGUUCUUGGGUAACCGCGGCUAGUUCGAUGCUCUGGUUCAAGCGCGAACUACAAGUGAGCUCGAGCUUCGUCUGCUAAUUCUCGAACAGUGUUUACCUCCACCAUGGUGAGGAAGAAGAUCGUGCAUCAGGAACCACCGACCGUGCGAAGUACCAGGUCGAAGUUUACUCUCCUUGCUGACUUAGAUGAUGAAUUCCCAGCUCUCAAGCGAGCAGGGGAGGUUUCCAUUGAGGCAGAACCUUCGGCUGGUGCAGGGGAAUCUAUAUCCCAGCCAGCUAAUGAAGGAAUUUCUACUCUUUUGGUGCCAAUUAAGCCUUCUGUAAGUGCAAUGAAUGCUUUGGUAUCUGUCCAGACUUAUGAGAAACAGCCCUCACUUGCAGCAGGUGUGAAAGCUACUGCUGUCAUUACCAAGGCAGGACCUGCUGACCAAGGAAAGAAUGUUUUAGUCUCUGUCCAGACUUCUGAGAAACAACCCUCACUUGCUGCAGGUAUGAACGCUACUGCUGCCAUUACCGAGGCAGGACCUGCUGAUAACCUAGGGAUGUUGGUGGCAGCACCUUCUGCAAAUGGGCAGCCUACACAGACCCAAACUGUUAAAGAAAUUAAGGCAGGAGUUAAGACUUGGAGCACACUUUUCAAGGAUAACAGGGAUCCUACACAUGGAAUCAAACUGAAAUAUAUCCCACCAAAAGGCAAGGAAUUAGACUUUUCUGAUAAAGCGCUACCAUCCAUGGUUGAGAUGUGGGGCUAUUGCCUUGUUGGAUACUUCACAGGUACAUUCCCGGGCCUUAAAGCAAUCCAUGAACUCAAAUGGAAGUGGGGCGUCAAAUGCCAAGUUAGAUCACAUGAGAGGGGUUGGGUUAUUUUCAAAUUUCAAAAUGAAUUGGAUAGGACUAAGGUGCUAACUGAGAGUCCUUACACUGUCUUUGGCAAACAACUAAUUCUAAAGGAGCUUUCUGAGGACUUCUCAUUCGAGGAUGAAGAAUUUCUAAAAGUACCUAUUUGGGUCAAAUUCCCCAAACUACCAUGGAAAUUAUGGAAUGAUGAGGCUAUGAGUGAAGUAGCAUCGAUGGUUGGAAUUCCGUUGACUACGGAUAAAAUAACCCAAGAGAAGACAAACCAUAACUUUGCUCGGGUCCUAAUUGAGGUUGAUGUUUCGAAUCCACCGCCACUUUCAUUUCCCAUACGUUUAUCUUCCCGAAAGGUAUUCAAACAAAUGGUGAUAUACGAAACAUUUCCUAAUUAUUGUUUCCACUGUAAAGAAUACGGGCAUCACCCGUUUAUUUGCAAAAAGUUGGCACCAACUAAAGUGGGACAGAAUGUUAGCAAAGAGGCUGAGAAUGAGACUUCUAACCGUGAAAUGGCUGAAAAUGAAAGGAAGGAAAAGAAAGAAGCUGGGAAGUUAGAUUCUACCCAUGGAAAGGAUGAUGUCCAGAAUGUUAAUUUGGAUGAACAGGGGGGAAAUGAUUUGGGAAUAAUACCUACGGUGAUAGUGACUGAGAAGCGUGUUAUGGGAGAGACGGUAGUGCAGGAUGAGAACUUUGCAAGGGUUUGUGGGAUAGUUCCAGCCCACAAACAAGCGACUCCAGAACCUGUUAUGCCCAUGCCGAAACAUACUGCCCCGCCAAAGAAGAUGGUAGAGCUGGAGCAGGGUAACCCGGUUGAUCCUGAACCUGCAUUGCCGGUUUCUGUGGACGCUGCUGCAAUGGAAAAUCCUGGUGUACUAGAACAUCAUGGCAACAAAGACCCGGAUACGGAAGAGAAAGGUGAUACUACUAUUUCCGAUGACCAGUAUGAGACUGAAGAGGAACCGGAUCAAGAACAUCAUGUCAUGAAAACCACCAAAAAAAGUAGGAAGAGAAAGGGUGAGACAAAUGAGAAAUAUAAAAGACGGCUUGGAAGAAUGAUUGGAAUGAAGAUAAAAUAAUUCUUGGAUGGGAAGACUACGGCUUCCUUAGAUUUUUAAUCUAUUUAAUUAGUGAUUUGUGAAGUGGGGACUGUCCCAUUAUUUUGAUGCAUUAUAUCUAGGUUAGAUUAUUCUAGCUUAGACAGUCAUUUCGAUUUUGAUUUGAUGCAUUGUAAAAUGCUAUUUUUUCGGUUGCUAAUAUACUUACAUGUUAUCGAAAAAAAAAAAAAAAAAAAAAAAAGAAAAAAACCCCUUCACAAACAUAGAUGGGUAUAGAAAUGGUUAUAAGAGUGACU
Molecule: messenger RNA, 2836 nt
Organism: Cuscuta epithymum
Lineage: Eukaryota; Viridiplantae; Streptophyta; Magnoliopsida; Solanales; Convolvulaceae
Source: the annotation of a GenBank genome assembly